Messenger RNA from Daucus carota subsp. sativus, 1298 nucleotides. Its product is annotated as senescence-specific cysteine protease SAG39-like. The record is from RefSeq and is a predicted model, not a curated record. Gene Ontology annotation, cellular component: lysosome. The transcript has 2 exons. Bases 77 to 1117 code for a protein of 346 amino acids. NCBI's taxonomy places the organism in Eukaryota, Viridiplantae, Streptophyta, Magnoliopsida, Apiales, Apiaceae. Gene Ontology annotation, molecular function: cysteine-type endopeptidase activity.
UUUAAACUCAAGGCCUCUGCUAGAUUCUACAAGUUCACACAGCAAAUUCAAAAUAUUAAACCUCAAUACAAAAGAAAUGGUUACCAAAAGUCAGUGUCAGUGCAUAUGUUUGGCUACAAUCUUCGUCAUUGGGACGUUGGCUUCACUAGCUGAAUCCCGAUCCCUCAAUGCAGCACCUGUGCUUGAGAAUCACAAAUGGUGGAUGGCUCAUUAUGGUCGUGUGUAUGUAGAUGAUGACGAGAGGAGCAUGCGUUCUAAGUUGUAUGAGGAGAAUGUAAGAUAUAUUGAGUCGGUCAACAAAGCCAAUAACAGACCUUACAAGUUAGGCAUCAAUGAAUUUGCAGACCUUACUAAUGAGGAGUUCAAGACCGCGAGGAACAGAUUUAAGAGCCAUGUGUCUGCACAAUCAACAGCUUUGUUCAGAUACCAGAAUGUCACUGCUGUGCCAUCAGCCAUGGACUGGAGAAAGAAUGGCGCUGUAACACCUGUCAAAGACCAAGGCCAAUGUGGAUGUUGCUGGGCCUUUUCAGCUGUGGCGGCUAUGGAAGGACUUACGCAACUAAAAACAGGAGCACUGAUAUCUUUAUCAGAACAGGAACUGUUGGAUUGUGACACCAGCGGUGUGAAUCAAGGUUGUGAAGGUGGUCUAAUGGACAGUGCUUUUGAGUUCAUUCAACAAAAUCACGGCCUGUCCACUGAGGCAAGCUACCCCUACAGAGAAACUGAUGGUGCUUGCAAUGCCAACAACGAAGCCAAUCAUGCAGCCAAGAUAACGGGACACGAAGAUGUGCCUGCCAAUAGCGAGACUGCAUUGCUAAAGGCUGUUGCUAAUCAGCCAAUUUCUGUGGCCCUUGAUGCAGGGGGUUCAGACUUUCAGUUCUACUCAAGCGGUGUCUUUACUGGAGAGUGUGGUACAGAACUGGAUCACGCGGCAACUGCUGUCGGCUAUGGCACUGACACUGAUGGAACUAAGUAUUGGUUGGUGAAGAACUCAUGGGGCACAACCUGGGGGGAGGAAGGGUACAUGAGGAUUCAAAGAGGUGUCGCGGCAAAGGAAGGCUUAUGUGGCAUAGCUAUGCGAGCAUCCUACCCUAUUUCAAGUAUGAAACUACAUUAAAACUAUCGGACAUCUUUAUGUGGUGCAAUAUAUUAGUAUCUGUAGAACUUGUGAGUUUACAGUUUUUUAUGUGAAUUGUGUACUACUUAGAGCCAUGUAUCAGCUUCUGUAGAAGUUGCUAGCACCUGCAGCAAACAAAGCUUGUAUUUGUAUGUAGGAUCUAUGUUAUGAGAUACUGUAC